ACGGUUGCUGCAGAGGCGCCUUGGACGCCGGGCCGCGUGUGUAUUCUCGGGGGCGUGGCGGCGGGAAGAGCCGGGCGGUAGGCGCUGGCGGUCUCCGGGUGGCCGCGCCUCCCCUGGAGCCGGGCUCUGCGGGCACGUGAGUGGGAGCGGAGCGGCGGGGAGAAGCCGACCCGGCCGACGAGGUCCGGCUCGCGGCUGAAGGACCUCCUCAUCUCCACAGGCCCUGGAAGUUCAAGCCUCGGAGGCCAUGGAUACCUCGACGCCUUUGCCUCCCGUAGCCCCCUCCCCGGCCUGCAACCCAGCCCCACGGACGAUCCAGAUCGAGUUCCCUCAGCAUAGCUCGUUACUCCUGGAGGCCCUGAACCGCCACAGGCUGGAGGGAAAGUUCUGUGACGUGUCCCUCCUGGUGCAGGGCCGCGAACUUAGGGCCCACAAAGCGGUGUUGGCUGCCGCCUCUCCUUACUUCCACGACAAACUUCUUCUGGGGGAUGCACCACGUCUCACCCUGCCCAGCGUCAUCGAAGCCGACGCCUUCGAGGGGCUGCUCCAGCUCAUUUAUUCCGGACACCUCCGUCUGCCACUGGAUGCUCUCCCUGCCCACCUCCUUGUGGCCAGUGGUCUCCAGAUGUGGCAAGUGGUAGAUCAGUGCUCAGAGAUCCUUAGAGAACUAGAAAACUCAGGUGGUGGGAUUUCAACUCGGGGAGCGACCCCUUUCCACACACUUCUUUCCACCACAUCCUCUCCAGGAGGCUGGUGCAUCCGCUCUUCCCCUUUCCAGACUGUGGCGCAGUCUUCUGCUUCUACCCAGAGCCCCGUUGGAGGGGAGGGGAGUGAACUGGGAGAUAUGUUACAGCUUCAAGUUGAAGAAGAGGAGGAGGAGGAGGAGGAGGAAGAAGAUGAGGAGGACCAGGGGUCAACAGCACCCCCUCAGACGCCUCAGCCUCAGAGAGGGUCAGGGGGUUUUCCCCGCCCUCCUGCAUCCCACACCCUGCCCACAUCCACUACUCCUUGCAGGCUUCCAGAGGGCGAGAGUGCUCCACCUGAGCCUCCUGCCCCUCAUACUGCACUGCCUCCCAAAAUCUUCUACAUUAAGCAGGAACCCUUUGAGCCCAAGGAGGAGAUAUCAGGAGGCGGAACUCAGUCUGGAGGAACAAAGGAGGAGACCAAAGUGUUUCUAGGAGGGGACACUGAAGAGAAUGGAGAGCUAGGGUUCUUGCUGCCCUCAGGAGCAGGGCCAACAUCUGGAGGAGGUGGUCCAUCCUGGAAACCAGUGGAUCUUCAUGGGAAUGAAAUCCUGUCAGGGGGUGGGGGACCUGGGGGAGCAGGGCAAGCUGUGCAUGGGCCUGUGAAGCUAGGCGGGGCACCCCCUGCAGAUGGAAAACGCUUUGGUUGUUUGUGUGGGAAGCGGUUUGCAGUGAAGCCAAAGCGUGACCGGCACAUCAUGCUGACUUUCAGCCUUCGGCCCUUUGGCUGUGGCAUCUGCAACAAGCGCUUCAAGCUGAAGCACCAUCUAACAGAGCAUAUGAAGACCCACGCUGGAGCCCUGCAUGCCUGUCCUCACUGUGGCCGCCGGUUCCGAGUCCAUGCCUGUUUCCUUCGCCACCGGGACCUGUGCAAGGGCCAGGGCUGGGCCACUGCUCACUGGACUUACAAGUGACUACUGAGGCCAUACACUAACUUCCAGGACAAGGGAGCCACUGCUGCUGUUGGAUACUUACCCCUCACUACCAUGGCACCCGAAUCCUGUAUCUUGUUAAUUAUGCCAAGAGGAUAGCUAUAUUAUGGACCUCUUGUUUUUGGGUGUGGGCUUCAACCUGACCGAUUUGGAAACUGAUUUCUCAUCUCACUCCAGGUUUUGGCUAACUACCCUACAGGAAAGUGGUUUACAGGCCAUAUAUAAAUCGAUCAGUUGCCCAUAAUAGAUAUUCUUUUCAUACAGGAAACUGGAAUUCAGAUUAGAAGUUUAUUUGAUGAGAGAGGAGUUAGCAAGAAAAAUUAUGAUAAAUAUUUCAUUCAGUCUCUGUGAGUAGUUAAGGGAGCUGGUCUCCAUCUAGAGAUAUGUUUGAUUCAGAGUUCUAGUAAUCUGGAGACUAAGCUCUAAGCUUUACUCUCCCUCAUCAUUGCUGAAAUUAUGUGAGUAGAGGUCUUCUUAUAUACUUUUGUUAAAAUUUUCCAGAAUCCCUUCAGAUUAUAAAUUGCUUUCUCACUAGUAGGUAAUUUUGCAACACCUUUUUUUUUGUAUGUUGUAGUUGAGCACUUUAACAGAUUGAGCAUUCCAUGUGUCACUUAGACCCGUCUUUAAUAGAGGAUCUUAGUUCCCGGACCAGGGGUCUAACCUACGCCCCCUGCAGUGGAAGCGCGGAGUCUUAACCACUGGACUGCCUGGGAAGUCUCUCUUGUCUACCUUUGACCACCACUGAUCAUCCAUAUUGAUCACACUGACUGGAAUGUGACCAGUGAACUCAGGAGAUGGCCACUGACCUAAAAUACGCUCAGGGUAGCACCACCGCUCUGAAGAAGUGGCUAUGGUCAGAGGGACUCAGGGCUGAGACGGCACAUGCUGAAAACUAGAGAAAUAACUGCACAGUGGGACCUCACCCCCUCCCUUUCCAUCCCUACCCACACUUGACAGCCCCUUGGUCGACACAUAGAAGGAUAGAUGUUGGAAUGGGGAGAUUGUCAUAAGUUUCUUAAUUUCUUCAAAUAAACUUUGCCGUGAAAGCUAAGCUGA
This is a messenger RNA of Balaenoptera ricei (Rice's whale), 2731 nucleotides long. It is a transcript of the gene ZBTB9, whose product is annotated as zinc finger and BTB domain containing 9. The transcript is spliced from 2 exons. The record is from RefSeq and is a predicted model, not a curated record. Gene Ontology annotation, biological process: regulation of transcription by RNA polymerase II. The coding region runs from base 248 to 1657 and encodes 469 amino acids. Lineage: Eukaryota; Metazoa; Chordata; Mammalia; Artiodactyla; Balaenopteridae. Gene Ontology annotation, molecular function: RNA polymerase II cis-regulatory region sequence-specific DNA binding; protein binding; DNA-binding transcription factor activity, RNA polymerase II-specific.